Gaeumannomyces tritici R3-111a-1 is the source of this 2293-nucleotide messenger RNA. Its product is annotated as 1,4-alpha-glucan-branching enzyme, variant. NCBI's taxonomy places the organism in Eukaryota, Fungi, Ascomycota, Sordariomycetes, Magnaporthales, Magnaporthaceae. Gene Ontology annotation, biological process: glycogen biosynthetic process. Gene Ontology annotation, cellular component: cytoplasm. Bases 488 to 2293 code for a protein of 601 amino acids. Gene Ontology annotation, molecular function: cation binding; hydrolase activity, hydrolyzing O-glycosyl compounds; 1,4-alpha-glucan branching enzyme activity. The transcript has 7 exons. The record is from RefSeq and is a predicted model, not a curated record.
UCUGCUCUCACAGACGUUGCCAUCUUUCCCGCUGUUCUCCCUGUCGUCCCAUCACCCGUCAAAGCAGCUCCCAGACGGUCCAAUCCUAUCAACGAGUGCUUUGAUCUCGACUGGCUUUGUUUACCCCUGUCGCUGCACACACAAUGGCGUCCAACCAGGCUGUCAACGGCAGCGCUGUGGAGGAGACCCUCGGCGCCAUCAAGCUCGACCCUUGGCUCACGCCCUUCCAAGAUGCGCUGAAGAGGCGGCACGGCAAAGCCAAGGAGUGGACCAAGAAGAUCGAGCAGAGCGAGGGGUCCAUGGAAAAGUUCACCAGGGUGGGGAUACCGCCCUCGUUGGCCCAGCACACUGUCAUUCUUUGACGCGCUCUGCUAACCUAGCUCUUAUUUGCUGCGAAAAGGGGAUAGAGCUGUUUGGACUGAACGUGCGAGAUGACAACUCCAUCAUCUAUCGCGAGUGGGCGCCAAACGCCACUGCGGCCCACCUCAUGGGCGACUUCAACGAUUGGAAUCGUCAGUCGCACUCCAUGAAGAAGGAUGAUUUCGGAGUCUUCCAGAUUGUCGUUCCACCCAGCGCCAAUGGCCAGCCCGCCAUUCCACACAACUCCAAGAUCAAGAUCCUCCUGUCCCUUCCUAAUGGCCAACAGGUUGAUCGUCUGCCGGCAUGGAUCAAGUAUGUGACACAGGACCUGUCCGUCUCGCCUGCUUAUGACGCCAGGUUCUGGAACCCACCGGCUGCGGAGAAGUAUGUCUUCAAGCACCCUCGGCCCAAAAAGCCCGAGAGCGUCCGUGUUUACGAGGCUCACGUGGGGAUAUCGACCCCCGAGCUGAAAGUCGCGACGUACAAGGAGUUCACCAAGAACAUGCUACCUCGCAUCAAGGCUCUGGGCUACAAUGUCAUCCAGCUCAUGGCAAUCAUGGAGCAUGCAUACUACGCGAGCUUUGGUUACCAGAUCAACAACUUCUUCGCUGCCAGCAGCCGCUAUGGCCCCCCGGAGGACCUGAAGGAGCUGGUCGAUACAGCCCACAGCAUGGGGCUUGUGGUCCUGCUUGAUGUCGUCCACAGUCACGCCUCCAAGAAUGUCCUAGAUGGCAUCAACGAGUUCGAUGGCACCGACCACCAGUACUUCCAUGAAGGUGGCAAGGGAAGGCAUGACCAGUGGGACAGCCGGCUGUUUAACUACGGCCACCACGAAGUUCUGAGGUUCCUGCUUAGCAACCUCAGAUUCUGGAUGGACGAGUACCACUUUGAUGGCUUCCGGUUCGACGGUGUCACCAGCAUGCUGUAUAUCCACCACGGCAUUGGCAGCGGCUUUUCCGGAGGCUAUCAUGAGUACUUUGGCGCUGAAGUCGACGAGGAAGCUGUGGUCUACUUGAUGAUGGCCAACAAGAUGCUGCAUGAUCUGUACCCUGAGGUCAUUACAAUCGCCGAGGACGUUUCGGGCAUGCCGACGCUCUGCCUGCCCGACGCGGAUGGUGGAGUGGGAUUCGACUACCGUCUUGCCAUGGCUAUCCCGGACAUGUGGAUCAAGAUCCUCAAGGAGAAGAAGGAUGAGGAAUGGGAUGUUACUGACAUCUGCUGGACCCUGACCAACCGGCGUCACGGCGAAAAGACGAUCGCUUACUGCGAAAGCCACGACCAGGCGCUUGUCGGAGACAAGACGCUCAUGAUGCAUUUAUGCGAUGCUGAGAUGUACACACACAUGUCGACCAUGACGCCGCUGACGCCGGUUAUUGAGAGGGGAAUGGCGCUCCACAAGAUGAUCCGACUUAUCACGCAUGGACUUGGAGGCGAGGGCUACCUCAACUUCGAGGGCAACGAGUUCGGCCAUCCCGAAUGGCUGGACUUCCCACGUGAAGGUAACCAGAACUCGUUCUGGUACGCGAGGCGGCAGCUCAACCUCACCGAGGACAGUCUGCUGAGGUACCACUUCCUCAACGAUUUCGACGCGGCCAUGAACACCACCGAGGCCAAGUACGGCUGGCUGCAUGCGCCACAGGCCUACAUAUCGUUGAAGCACGAGGGAGACAAGAUCGUCGUUUUUGAGCGCGCAGGCUUGGUGUUUGCCUUCAAUUUCAACACGACCCGAAGUUUUGCCGACUACAGGAUCGGGAUCGAACAGCCUGGAACGUACAAGAUUGUGUUGGACACAGACGACAAGGCCUAUGGCGGAUUCGGUCGCGUCGACAAGUCUACUCGCUUCUUCACCACUCCCAUGGAUUGGAAUGGCAGGAAGAACUGGACUCACAUCUACCUGCCGAACCGUACGGCCAUUGUUCUGGCAAAGGAGUGA